UAACUUAAUUAUUUAUUCUCUAUAUUCAUCAUAGAUUCAUUGAUAUUUCUAGUUAACUUUUACUUUCUUAUCUAUGGUCUCACUUAUGAUUUUGACGUGUGUGUGGUUUACUUCUGUUUUCUGCAAAAAUAAUUUUAUUAUCAUUGACCAGAAUUUGAACUAAAAUAUUUUAAUGAGAAACGUAAAUUGAAUGCUGAACUUGCAACCUUAAUAAAUGUUUAUGUUAAUCUACUGACAAAUCGUUGAAAACCCAUAAAUUUGUGUGACUAAUCAAAUAAAUAUUUCUAUAGUGAUUCUCAACCAAAUAAACAUAAACUUUCAAACAUGCAUCUUGGAGUUAAUAUAUCAAAUGCUUUACAACAAUUAGAAAGUGUAAAAGCAGCUGUAGAUCAAAGUGAUGAUCCCAAGUUAAAGGCUGCCACCAACGAUGACUUGAAUAUGCUGAUAAACCUGUUGGAAAGUCCUAUACUAAAGAGUAUAGCGACACUCCAUGACUCUGUAGGAAUGCUUGCAACUCAGGUUGCACAUCACCCUUCUAUUAUUCCCGGAGACUUUGAUAUCACUCCAGCAGGUGAUCUUGCUCUACAAGCAAGGAACUUGUAUGGAAGUCAUGAGGGGGAGGAAGAGCAGCGUGUUCCCCAAGUAUCACCACCACAUAGUCUUGAAUUUGGUUCUGGCUCUGAUAAUGAGCGCAUUCUGGGGCUCGACAGUGGAUCUGUGGACUCAAACAUGUCUCCAAAACAGAAUCGUGGCCUUUUGGAUUUGUCAAGAACUGACGAGUCUAUCGGCUCUAUGUCUCACAGCAUAGUUGGCAGUGACUGGGCACAGGUUGAAAUCAUUAACUUGGUAAAUGAUGGCACUGGAUUAGGAUUCGGUAUAAUUGGUGCAAGGACGAGUGGCGUGAUUGUCAAGACUAUUUUGGCGGGAGGUGUCGCCGAUAGAGACGGCCGGCUGAAGUCUGGUGAUCAUAUCCUACAAAUAGGAGAUGCUCAUUUAAUGGAGAUGGGUUCGGAGCAAGUGGCGGGAGUGUUGCGUGCGUCGGGUUCCCGGGUGCGGCUGGUGGUGGCGCGCGCCGCGGACCCGGCCGCGCCCCCGCUGCAUUCACACGCGGCUCAUCCAGGACACUCCGCACCACUCGUACCUGCCAGGCUCCUGUCAGACCCUGAGGCUCUGGACCGCUACCUACUAGACGCAGGCUUCGAACAAGUGUUCCACACUCAACCUACACCAGUCCCACACAACAAUGCCUCCAGAUUUGUAUUCGAUAGAUCCAUUACACCCCCACCUGAUGCAGAUGCGGAGUCUCCAGAAGUCGAUAGAUUCACAGUGCAGCUGAAGAAAGACGAAAAUGGACUCGGAAUUACUAUUGCAGGCUAUGUAUGUGAAAAAGAGGAACUUUCGGGAAUAUUCGUAAAGUCGGUAACGCCGGGUAGCGCGGCGGCUUUGAGUGGCAAGGUGCGCGUCAACGAUCGCAUCGUCGCCGUCGACGGCGUCUCGCUCGCGGGCAAGUCCAACCAACGGGCUGUCGACGCACUCAAACAGAGUGGGAACAUUGUUACACUGGAAUUGGAAAGAUACCUUCGCGGUCCAAAAUUCGAGCAGCUACAGCAGGCUAUAGCGGCAGGGGAGAGCGCGGCCAGUACUGCGACUCCACACAACCCAUUCCUACGCAUGCACCGCCCUGACACGAUGCCCUCGCCCGAACAUGACAUACCCAUGGCACAGCUACAUAACUCUGUGUCAGUGGAGAGCGCCCCCGAGGAGCCCCCGGCGGCGCCGAGCAGUGCGCGCGCGCAGCCUGCCUUCGACAUGCCACGCACUCAGGAACAGAAGGACGCCAUCAAGAGGAAGUGGCAGGCUAUACUUGGCGACGAGGUAGAGAUCGUCGUCGGCGUAGUAGUCCGCGGUGGCGGUGGGCUGGGUAUAUCCCUGGAGGGUACAGUGGACGUGGAGGGCGGGAGGGAGGUCCGCCCGCAUCACUACGUGAGGUCUGUGUUGCCGGAGGGACCGGUCGGACGCGCCGGAGUGCAUCGACCUGGGGAUGAGUUGCUCGAGGUGAACGGGCACCGCCUGCUGGGCAUGAACCACCUGGAGGUGGUGUCGAUCCUGAAGGAGCUGUCGAGCGAGGUGUGCAUGGUGUGCGCGCGGCCGCGGCCCGCGCCGCUGGACCUGGCGCCGCCCGCGCCCACGCUCGUCAAGGCCAAAUCAGAUGGAAGUCUGGCCGGUGCAGGCGCCGAAGAAGGAGGAUCACUAUCGGCCGGUGGAAAAGUACGCUCGCGCAGUUUGGAACCCUUAACUGGUCUCGCCAUGUGGUCAUCUGAACCACAAAUCAUAGAACUAGUGAAAGGUGAGCGUGGUUUGGGAUUCUCGAUCCUGGAUUACCAGGACCCGCUGCGACCGUCACAUACACUGGUGGUAAUCCGUUCCCUAGUGCCGGGCGGAGUGGCUCAGCAAGAUGGCCGCCUCAUACCUGGGGAUAGACUGCUUUUCGUCAAUGAUCAGAACUUGGAAGACGCAAGUCUAGAACAAGCAGUGGCAGCAUUGAAAGGCGCCCCGCGUGGAGUAGUCCGCAUCGGAGUGGCCAAACCACUUCCACUCGCCGACGCACCACCCCCGCUACCACACACCGCCCCGCCCUCUCAACCUUAGACUUAAAACAUACGAUAUUUAAAACAAAAGGCAAAAACCUAGUAAUCAAAAUUAAGCGGUAAGAAAAUUCCUUGAUCUUCCUAUAUGAGAAAAUUCUGAUAUAAAUUACGUCCAAUAAGCCAAAUGGUAUAAUAAUAUCGAGUCUGACAAUCAAUUGCUGAACUUUGUAUAAAAUAUUACCAACAGCUACGAUUCACUGUUCGACUGUGAGUCUCGUCUCCUCAGAGGGUUCGCCAUAAUCUCGAAAUGGCAUGAUAAAUGACAUACACGCUGUCAUUUGAUGAAGUAUGACAAAUAUGUUAAACCAUUACAUUUUCUUUUCUAUUCACUCUAUACUAAAGUUCUAGCUGUUAGAGUGAGACAACAAUAUUUCAUGCGUUUAUUGUUUCUGUCGUCAUAAUUAUUUUAUGGCUUCUAUCUUUUUUCUUAACGCCUUCUUUUGAAGUUGCCAGUGUUUUGCCUAAAGUAUUAUUGCUCAUUUAAACUCUUUGUUUAGUUACACUACGGUAGCUAGAUUAAAAAGUUAUAGCGUCAUAUCAUUAUUAUUUCAUAUAAACUGUAUUAUUAUAUUAAUGACAUAUUUUACUGCGAUUUAUUAUUAUUAUUAAGUUUUAAUAUUCACUUAACUAACUAUAUCUUUUUGUGUGUUUGACUAGUUGUUAGCUUAAGUAUUUUAAAAUUUAUCGAUUUUAUUAGUUUAGUUAUAGAUAAAUAUAAUCAUUGAACAAUGUACU
This is a messenger RNA of Spodoptera litura, 3383 nucleotides long. It is a transcript of the gene Patj, whose product is annotated as patj crumbs cell polarity complex component. The record is from RefSeq and is a predicted model, not a curated record. Lineage: Eukaryota; Metazoa; Arthropoda; Insecta; Lepidoptera; Noctuidae. Gene Ontology annotation, molecular function: protein binding.